Paramormyrops kingsleyae is the source of this 9539-nucleotide messenger RNA. The record is from RefSeq and is a predicted model, not a curated record. NCBI's taxonomy places the organism in Eukaryota, Metazoa, Chordata, Actinopteri, Osteoglossiformes, Mormyridae.
CGUAUGCAAGAGGGGAGGGGAGGGAGACACUGCGUGUAUGUGUUUCAGAGAGCUGGGGGAGAGCGAACGAGCAAGCCAGGAGCUUUCAAAAAUGGCGUCUUCAGAAAAAAAAAAUGAUUGAAAAAAAAUAUUCUUAAAAAACGAGGCCUAGCACUCAGAAGCCCGCAGCCGGAGUAAGGCUCGGAUUCGGAGCUUCGCUGCAACUGCACCGUCUUAGUCAUUUUAAAAGCAAGAGGUGAAGGCGCGUAAAAACACCGACGCAACUCGGCAUAUAUUAGAUGCGUCGACAAAGCUAGCUAACUAGCUAGUUCCUUUGCUAGCUACCAACAUCAUAUAUAUUUGAGAGAGGGAGGGAUGUACGUGGCAGCUGGUAGAUACUUUUCGGGGGAAUCACGUCGCACAUUUGCCAAAGCUAAGAAGUUUAUCGGGCAGGCAGAAGAAAGAACGACGGGUCGAGCCGAGCCGACAAUCGGAACCCGUCCAUCCGCGUCCUGUACCGCUCUUUGAUAACUACCCCCGAGAAAGGGGAGGAGAAAGACGCUUCGGAAAGGGACGUGUGCUCUUAGCCGCCUAGCAAGCUAGCUCUCUGCCUAUCAGCAUUUAUUCGCUAGCUAGCUAGCUGGCUUGCUAGCGUAGAACAAUGUCCGUGCUUUUUUGCUCAAAGACAAUAGCCAGAUAUUGAAAGAAACACGGCACAAGAGAGGGAAAUAGGAAAACUGAUUUUUUUUUUGGUGACUGGUGUGACCCCCCUUCAUAUCUCCCUCCUCCCCUCUUCAUAUCCUCCUCCUUCCCCUCCACUCCAUUUCGCUCCCUCUCUAUGCCGUUUCCCAUUCUUGAAGACUUGCUUGCGAAACGGAAUAAACAGAUAUUGAAAAUUGGGAGGAAAAAAGCAGACACCUUGUUUGAGUGCCACACUUUAGUUUUUUCUCCUUUCCCAAUCCUCGCCGUUUCUCCAUCUCCAUCCUUCAUAUAUUUUAAUGGAUAGAAAUUAUCCAGGUGCAGGAUUUGGUGAUUUGGGCGCAGGAACGGGAUGGAGUUACGAGAGGUCGGCGAAGGCAAGUCUGGUUUACGGGAGCUCCAGAUCAUCCCACCCAGAUUCGGAGCUCCUCCAUCGUCAAGCGUAUGCAACGCCCCACCCCCUGCAGGGCUAUGCAACCAACCAUCAUCCUGCUAGUUCUGGGCAGGGCGGAGCCUGGGGGGCAGCGGGGCGCAGCUUGGGUCUAUCUGGGCUGUUUGACACCGGCCUGCACCACGCCAGCCCCUCCGGCCCCGAUGCCUCCGUCAUGAAUCUAAUUUCAGCUCUGGAGUCCAGGGGUCCACAGCCACCCCCAUCCGCCUCCUCCCUCCUCUCUCAGUUCCGCACUCCAUCCUGGCAGACAGCCAUGCACACUCCAGCCCCUGCUGAGCUCUUCAUCUCUGGUGCCCUCCCUGGUUCCGGAACGUUCCCGUCGUCCUCGGCCCUCUCCGCUUACCAGCACCCGGCCUCGUUUUCAGGCCGCUCCUUCCCAGGGGUAACCCCCUCGCUGUCCCUCCAGGAAACCCCCACAUUCAGUCCCACCUCCAAUGGCCUGCUCUCCCCCCACGACUCCCUGCUGCACAUCAAGCCUCCGUCUCAGUCCAGUCUGGGCUUUGACCGCCUGCUCUCCUCGCAGGGGGCGGCGUACAGAGGAGGACAGGACCCCACUGGCCCCCCGCCUCCGCAAGCUUCUACUACCUCCUCCUCUCGCCACCUGCCCCCACACCAGUUCAACCUGCUCUCCUCCCAGCUGCAAGACCAGUCCUCCCAGUUAUACAACGCCUCUGUGUUCUCGUCGGCCCCUGCACCCCCACAGCCACCCCCCCAGGAGAGAGCCAUUUCGAGACAGGACAGUGUCAUAAAGCACUACCAGCGCCCUCCUCCCUCCCAGUCGCAGCUGCCAUCCUCGGCCCACUCCCUGCAGCACUAUCUCAGCUGUGGGGCUUCGGGGUAUCAGCAGAUCGCCCACCACAGGCAUGCCGGGGUAUCCUGCAGCCCACUCGGUGAUCAGAGUCCCUCGUCCGACCCGAAACCUUCUCCACGGGCAGAGCAGGGCUACCGGCCCAUCAUCCAGCCCCCCUAUACCACCUCCUCAUCCUCAUCCUCUGGGGGUGCAGGGAAGGGGGCGAAGAGCAGCUCCAGCAGCGGCUACUCUUCCUCUGGUUCGGGGUCCUCCUCCCGGACUCCUCAUACUCCUCCAUCCGCCUCCUCGACCUCUUCGUCCUCCUCCUCCUCCUCAUCUGCAUCUGGAGCGCAUCCCCCGAAUUCGAAUCCCACGUCCAGCUCCACAUCUGCCCCCUCUAGGCAGCAGCCCCCACCCCAGUCUACUCCAGCCCCUCCGCCACCCCUUCCACCCCCAACCUCCUCAUCCUCUGCCCCGCAGCCGCCACCAAAGCCGUGCCUCUCAGGCUAUGGUUCCCCCGUCGCCCCCGUGAAGCCAUCUUCAGCCCUCUCUGGACAGACGCCCCCCCAGCAGCAGACCCAGUCCUACUCCCCCAGCCAGCCCCCUCCCUCACACCUUACACAGCCCUACGGAGGCUUCAGCUCUCCCCAGGCCCAGGACCUGAGCUCUGGUGCCGGUGCUGGUCAGGGCAAAAGUUAUGGCAGUUUCUCAGCCGAGGUGGUUUACGGGGCCGAUUCAGGGUACAGUUCACUGUCAGCGUCUCUAGGGGGCGCCGGAAGCCCGUCUUUGGGCUACAGUGGCCCAGGCCACUCACCUGCUCUUCUGGGAUCUGGGGGAGGUGGGGGCUCAGCUGGAGGCAGCACAGGGUCCGGGGCGGGCAGUGGAGGUGGUGGGGGUGGUAGUGCAGGAUCUGGGGGAGGGGGUAGCAGUGUGGGGAGUGGAGGGGGAGGAAGCUCAUACCACCUCCCAGACUCUAGCCCCUCGCCCUCGGGCAAUUCUGGAAUAAUCCGUCCUGGGCUUCAUUCUCCUGCCCCAGCUCGUCGUGCUCAGUCCCCUGGGGGAGCUGGGGGCAACAAGUACCUCUCCUCUGUGCUCUCCCCUGCUUUCCUGUCAUCUCCGCAAGGUUACCCUGAUAGCCGGGGGCCCCCGCCUCAGUCCUACCACCCCACGCCCCCCAAAUCCAAGGCCGACUCCGACAUCCUCGGGGUGGAGCGAUCCCAUGAUGAUGAGGAUGAUGAUGACGACUUCUUGAUUCAGCACCUCCUGCAGGCUCAAAGCCCAGGCCCCCAUGCCUCCCAGCACCACCCACAGCAGCCCCCCCAGCCACAGUCCCAGGCCCCGCCUGUACCACAGAGCCAGGAUGGUGGGAAGGCGCUGGCAUAUGAGCUGAGCAAGAGCUCUGAAGAGAGGUACCACCUCCAGAGUGUCAUCCGCACUAACAGCGCCACCUCUAAUGCGGGAGUUAGCAUUGGGGGUGCAGGAGGGCCCGGAGGAGCGCCCUCUGGUGGCAUGGAGGGCCAGAUGGACAUUUCGCUAAAGAAGCAACAGCAGCAGCAGGCAGCACAGCAGCAGAAGCCUGAGAGGCCUGGAGGAGGUGGCGGGGGGAGAGGUGGGGCAGAGCACUCGCACACCCACACGCACCCCCAUCACCACGACUCCCUGGGCUCCGUGGUGCACUACAGCCGCAGCGACCCAUACUCCCACGCCCUGCCCCAGCACCAGGCCCACCCUCCACACGCUCUCCCUCAGUCUCACUCCCAUCCACACAUGGAGCUCCAGAAGAAAGCCCAGGACCCGUCAGAGCUGCCCUACCUGCGCAAGACCCCCGACCUGCAGCCACCGCCGCCCCAGGCCGGCCUCUCCCUCCUGGACUCACCCACUGACCAGCCACGCCAGCCACAGCACCUCCUGCAAUCAGUACUGUCCCACACGACCCGUGGCAAGAUGGACUCGCAGACCCAGCAGCACUCCAUGGGACAGCAGGCCAUGAUGGCCGGGGCUGGGGGCGUGGGGAGAGCGGCAGGGGAGAACCAGCCCUCGUCCUCCCAGCUGCAAAUGCAGCUCCAGUCGCAGGCCAUGGAAGCCCACUACGGCCGGGGAGCCCAGCAGAACCAGAAUCAGUCCAGCCAGAACUCUGUCCCUCCCUUAGACAUGCUGGAGCACUCGCUCUCUCAGACUUCCUCCAGGGAGGUAGGGGGGGCUGGUGAGAGGGGUGUCGGUGGGGGAGUAGGGGCCGCUGGGAGCAGCAGCGACCGGCACAGACAGCAGCAGCCUCACAGAAUGCCCCCACUUCACCAGUCCCACCACCCGUCCCACGCCACGUCUGAGCUGCACGACUUCCUGUCCGAACCUGACCUGGGCUUAUCGGCCCCCUCCCACUUGCAUCACAUGGCCCCCCAUCACCCCCACCCUCACCCCCACUCCCAUCACCAACACCCUCAUGCUCACCACCCUCACCACCCUCACCCGCACCCCCAUCCUCACCAUAUGCCCCCACCUCAAAACUCUGUCCCCCCUCAGCAACAGCAGCAGAGAGAGCAGGAUGCCCACCCCACCCAGCUCUCCCAGUCACAGCUGGAACAGCUGAAAGAGCACCAGUUUGACACAGGCAGCCCUGUAGGGAAAGGCGGCCAGGGCCAGCAGCAGAGAUUUGUACCCCUGACCUCCAUCUGCUUCCCCGAUUCCCUCCUGCAAGAUGAGGACCGCUCCUUUUUCCCGGGAAUGGAGGACAUGUUCUGCUCCGACGACUACAAGUCUAGCUGCAGCGGGGGAGGAGGGUCAGACCAGGCUGGGCAGGAGGGGGUUUCAGAAGUGCGACGUGGGCAGGAGGGCAUGGAGGCCGUGAAGGCUGCAGGUGGCGCUGCAGGGGGCAGUUACGACAUGCUGGGGCACCACGGAGACCAGGGCUAUGAUCAGUACUGCCACAGCCUCCCAGAGUCUGGCGGCGGGAGUGUGCAUUUGGACUUGGACUCUCUGAAGACGCAUGAGCUGCCCUCCACGGUGAACACGGAACAGCUUGGCCUGAUCCAGGGCAUGGGGGCCACUGGUACCCCUGGAGAUGGAUCAGGGAACAAGAUGCUCGGUGGGACUGGGGUUGGGGGAGGAACCAACCCUGGGGGGCUCACUUCUCCCAUCUUCUGCUCUUCUCGCCCCAAGAAGCUCUUGAAGACCAGCUCCUUCCACCUACUGAAGCAGAGACGCGACCCGAACUCCCUGCCCAAGAAGAGUUACGCACAGGAAUAUGAGUUUGAGGAUGAUGAGGACAAAGCCGACGUUCCUGCUGAUAUCCGCCUGAACAGCAGGAGGCUCCCGGACCUGCUCCCAGACUUGGUUUCCAGCUGUCGAAAGUCAGUGGGACCUGUGGGAGGCGAAGGAGCUCUGAGCCCCCUCAUGGGUGACCUCGAUUUCUGUCAUACCUCUGGAUACCCAUCGCUUGGCCCUCCUCCCCAGCUCAUGCCUCACGACGGGCCCAAGAAGAGGGGCAGGAAGCCGACAAAGCCAAAAAGAGAGGGGCCCCCACGGCCCAGAGGCAGGCCUCGGAUUCGCCCUUUACCAGAACCCCACCACUCCCGAGGCAUGAUGGGGGCCCUGGGGCCGGGGCUCGGCGGAGAGAGCCGAAGGGGGAGAGGGCGGGGCAGGGGGCGAGGGAGGAGGGAGGACACCAUGAUGGACAUGGCCAGUAAAGGCCAGAACCAACAUCACCAACAUCUGCAAGUGCAACAGCAGCUGCAUCACCCAGCACAGGAGCUUGCGGAGCCCAUCAGACCCCUCAAGAUAAAACUGCCGAUCCCACCCAUGCCUCCCUCUGAUGCCCUCCUCAGAACAGACUCGCUGUCUGGCACCGACCCUGUUCUGUCAGAUGGUUCUGUAGGUUCUGCUCCUUCUUUGGGUCUGAGCCCUGGACCCACCAGUGGGAUGGACAUGAACAGAACUCCAGAUAAGAUCAAACAGAAAGUCCAAGAGGUUGAUGAUAAAGAGCCAGAGGUUAAAUCCGGAUUCAUGGCCUCCUUCCUCGACUUCCUUAAGUCCGGCAAGAGGCCGCCAGGGUCGGGAGUGCCUGCAGGGGCUGCUGGGACUCCCGACAACGGUGGCUCCUCCCCCAGCAGGACGGGCAUCCGUCCCCUGUCUCCACCACCACCCCCGCCACCCCCUCCACCCCCUCCAGCUUUUGGGGAGACCGAGGGGGAUGGGGGCUUGGCACUCAGCAACUGCCCCAGUCCAUGCAAGAGGCUGGAUGAGGAACUGAAGAGGAACCUGGAGACCCUCCCGUCCUUCUCCUCGGACGAGGAGGACUCUGUGAGCAAGAACCAGGAUCUGCAGAAGAGCAUCUCCUCGGCCAUCUCGGCGCUCUACGACACUCUGCAGACGCCGCUCCCUGUGGCCCCGCCCACACCGGUGCCUCCCACCCCCCAGCCCCCAUCUCUGAGCCCCCCACCAGCUCCGCACGUGCACCAGGUGUCUCCGGAGCCGGCCGAGCUCGAGAGGCAAGAGGAGCAGGAGGAUGAGGAGAGCCUUGGAAGAGAAGAAGAGAUGGAGGAGGAGACAGAACCUGAGCUGGAGGUGCUAGGUGCCCCCAAGGUGGCAGAUUCCCCCAUAGAGCCCCCUCCAGUUCCUGCAACUGCCACUCCUCCACCCCCUUCCCCAUCCCCCGCCCCCUCUUCCUCUCCUUCCCCUCCACCCCUGCCCCCACUUUCUCUCCCAUCCCCCCUCCCACCGCAGGAUGAGCCGCACCAACAGAUAUCUCCACCCUCCAGCCCACUUACUCCAUCUCAUCAUUCCCCGUCCCCGCCACCUCCGACACUCCCCCCAUCCUCGACUCCACCCCCAUCCUCCCCUCUGCCUGUCCCCGAGUGUCCCCAGCCAUCGCCCCCUUCCCCCCCUACCCCAGAAGAUGCCCCUGCCACCCAAAUAACACCCCUGCAUUUGGCCAAGAAGCAGACAAAUGCCGCCAUUGCCGGGGAGAGCGAGGAGGAGGACAGCGAGAGUGGUGGAGAGGGCAUAUUCCGCGAGAGAGAUGAGUUUGUGGUGCGGACUGAGGACAUUGGCACUCUCAAGCUGGCUCUGCAAACUGGUCGUGAGCCACCCCCAAUCUGGAGGGUGCAGAAAGCGCUUCUGCAGAAGUUUACCCCUGAGAUCAAGGAUGGGCAGAGGCAGUUCUGUGCUACCAGCAAUGCUGACCAUUCCUCUGCCCCCGUCAUGCAGUACCUGGGAUACUUUGGCGAUGCCAAGACACGGUAUCAGCGCCUCUAUGUCAAGUUCCUGGAGAACAUCAACAAGAAGGACUACGUAAGGGUUUGCUCGCGGAAGCCUUGGCACAGGCCUGCACUAGCGCUCAGGCGUCAGUCUAUCCCCAAGCCAGCCGUACAUCCCCGCAGCCAGACCCCUCCCCGUGUGGAGAGGGAGGAGAAGGAGCGCGAGAGGCAGAGGGAGUGUGAGCAGCGAGCAAAAGAGCGGGAGAAAGAGCAGCGCAGCAAGGAGCAGCAGGAAAAGGAGCGAGAGAGAGACAAGGAGAAGGAGAAGACGAAGGAGAAGGAGAGAACCCCUCACCCAGCCCAGGAGAAGCUGGAGAAGAAGGCAGGAGGGGCAGAGCGAGGCAAAGGGAGGGAGGACAGGAGAGGAGGUGGGGGGAGUGAAAAGAAGCUAGAGCGCCCCCCCAAGGCAAGACCAGUGAAGGUGAAAGCAGAGCCCCCUCCAAAGAAGAGGAAGAAGUGGCUGAAAGAGGUCCCGUCCUCCUCCGAUUCAGAGUCCUCGCCUGACCCCCCCAGCGAGGAUGAAAUGCCGGUUCGCGGAGGAGUAAACAGCCGGGCCAUGCGAGAGAUGUUCCGUAGCUACGUGGAGAUGCUUGUCAGCACUGCACUAGACCCCGACAUGAUACAGGCUCUGGAGGACACUCACGAUGAGCUAUACUUGCCUCCAAUGAGGAAGAUCGAUGGAAUCCUCAAUGAGCAGAAGAGGAAGCUGCUGAGAAGAGUGAACAUGAGCUCUCAGCACCAAGAGGCGCUACACGCUUACCCACAGAUGACAGCGGACGCCCUGGAUUCGGGGGCAGUGAGGGUGCGACUAGGUGGGGAGGGGUACAAUCGUAAGACCCUGAACAGGGUGAAAAGGAGCCUGCCGAAACAACAGGACUUUAAGCUGUCAACGGAAACAUGCCGGCUGUACAGUCUUUACCACUCCCUGCAUCAUUAUAAAUAUCACACCUUUCUGCACUGCAAACGAGAGACGGACAGUAUUGAGCAGGCAGCAGAAGACCCCGGGCAGGAGGAGGUGGUACAGCAGUGCAUGGCCAACCAGGGCUGGCUGGAGACCCUCUUCAACUCUUUCAUCGAGCUGCUCACCCUCAGUGCCAAAGCCUGAGGGACUGGAGAGGGACAAUGAGGCCGAGAGUAGAUCAGCCACUAGGGUCUGGGAUGGGCAACGGCAGCCCUCAGCAGACAGCUGAAGCGGGCCCUUCCCAGAGCCGCCCCCUCGGUCAGAUCUGCCCUUUCUCACUCGUGCUUUUGUCGAGAUGAGACCCCUUUCAGCUGUGGCUCCCCAAAGCAGCCAAGGCCGCAAGCGCUUUUGACAAACGUAAUCACGGACACUCGACUUGCCCAGGCUUGGAUGCCAUUCGCUGGCCGAGUCCUGCAAGUAUGUGAGCUUCUGAAGGAAACUACAAGGAGGAGAGGCUCACAGGCUGAGCUGAUGGGCUAAGGAGGAGACGGAGGUCCGAGUUUCACCGGAAUAAAGCAGACAAGAGACCGAGUACUACUUUUGAUAGUGUUAGAAGACUCUGUGUUAAUGGUUUUAUUUAUCAUAAUUUAUUUCAUACUUUUUUGUGCGAGAUAACAGUAUCUGACGUUAAAAGGUCACAAGAGGUGGGGAAAAAAACAGUACUUUUGCAGUGUGUAAGAAAUGAAAAGUUGAUCAUAAUGUAGGCUUAGAUGAGAGGUUGACAGCAAAAUGCGUUUUGCCAUUCAGUGCUAUAGGCUGUGUCAGAAAGCUGUGUUUUACUUAUAUAAUAAAUAUUAAUCAUUGUUAUUUUUAUUAUUUAUACAAGAACAUUUUUAAGUACCCAGACAAGCUGGGAUAGUUUGUUAUUGCUAUUUUAAACAACAUUCUGUUCAGGUAUAAAUGAGAUUUAUACCAUACCUUAUGCCCACUCUCUUGUCCAGUUUUUUCUCCAUGCAGGAAGAAAUGGAGACAAGAAUGGCAAGAAAAUGUGUUUUUUUUUGUCUGAUUUUAAAAAAGAGGGUGAAAUUGUAUUUAAAUGAAAAGGUGUUAUGUUCAUUCUUAAAAUGAAGGGAAAAGUGAAAUAUGUAAUGUGUUUGGUUUUCUAAAUGAAAGUGGGAAAGGCUAUACAGAUGUAAUAAUUAAAACGAAAAUGUGUUAACAGUUUUGUUUUUAUCUGUUGUUCGUUGUUUAUAAUUAUUUUUGGAGCUGUCUGUUUUAUUUUCUGUUAAAGUUCUUAGUGUAAAUAUUGUACAGUUCUUGAUUCAAAUUUCCCUGUUCUUCUGUACAUUAACUACCUGUAUUUGACAAAACAAAAUAAAAACAUUAAAAGAACGAAAACGAUGGGGGGAUGGGUGAUCGUUUGGUGCGCCUGUAUGGCUUCUUUCAAUUAAAAUGAAGUUGUCCAUA